AUGGCGUCGCUGCCUCCUCCCCCGCCCCCCGGCUGGGGUGCAUCGGCACCGCCUUCCGUGCCGUUGGCGCCUCCGCCGCCGGGAUAUCAACCACCGGCGGAUCCAACGGUCGCGAAGUUCGCUCAGAAGAAGAAUGAGUGGCUGCGCACGCAACGUAACCGCUUCGGCGAGAAGCGGAAGGGCGGGUUCGUUGAAACACAGAAGGCCGAUAUGCCGCCAGAACAUCUGCGGAAGAUCGUACGGGAUAUUGGCGACGUGUCGCAGAAAAAGUUCAGCAAUGAGAAGCGCAGCUAUCUUGGUGCCCUGAAGUUCAUGCCUCACGCUGUCCUUAAAUUGCUCGAGAACAUGCCUAUGCCUUGGGAAUCCGCCAGAGAAGUGAAGGUCCUGUACCAUGUCAACGGCUGUCUGACACUGGUCAACGAGACCCCCCGAGUCAUCGAACCCGUCUUUCACGCGCAAUGGGCCACAAUGUGGGUGUGCAUGCGACGAGAGAAGAGCGACCGCAGACACUUCAAGCGCAUGCGCUUCCCUCCCUUCGACGAUGAAGAGCCCCCGCUUUCGUGGUCGGAGAACAUCGAGGAUGUCGAGCCUCUGGAGCCCAUCCAGAUGGAGCUCGAUGAGGCGGAAGACGAGCCGGUUUACGAAUGGUUCUACGAUCACCGCCCUCUCCUUGAUACGCCUCAUGUGAAUGGGCCGAGCUACAAGAAAUGGAACUUGACGCUUCCACAGAUGGCGACCCUCUACCGACUAAGUCACCAGUUACUGAGCGAUGUUGUCGACCAGAACUACUUCCAUAUGUUUGACCUCAACAGCUUCUUCACCGCCAAGGCUCUCAAUGUCGCUAUUCCCGGUGGACCGCGCUUCGAGCCUUUGUACAAGGAUAUUGACCCGAAUGACGAAGACUUCAGCGAAUUCAACGCCAUCGAUCGGAUCAUCUUCCGCGCGCCCAUUCGAACCGAAUACAGAGUUGCCUUCCCUUUCCUGUACAACACUCUGCCCAGAAGCGUGAAAGUUUCUUGGUACUCUCACCCUCAAGUUGUCUACGUUCGGACCGACGACCCAAACCUUCCUGCCUUUUACUUCGACCCUGUAAUUAAUCCCAUUUCGUCCCGGUCCGUCGCACCAAAAAACAUCACAGUUAGCCAUGAGGAUGAGAUCUUCGGUCCUGGAAACAACGAAGAUGACGAGUUCGAGCUUCCCGGAGAGGUUGAGCCUUUCUUCGCCGACGAGGAACUUUACACUCCGGAGACUGCGUCCGCUAUCGCCUUGUGGUGGGCCCCCCAUCCAUUCAACAAGCGUUCUGGAAAGAUGGUGCGCGCGCAGGAUGUGCCAUUGGUCAAGCAGUGGUAUCUUGAACACUGCCCCCAGGGUCAGCCCGUGAAAGUCCGCGUUUCUUAUCAGAAGCUCCUGAAGACCUACGUCCUUAAUGAGCUGCAUAAGAAGAAACCCAAGGCCCAGAACAAGCAGAAUCUGCUGAAGACCCUGAAGUCCACCAAGUUCUUCCAGCAGACUACCAUUGACUGGGUCGAGGCUGGUCUCCAGGUCUGUCGCCAGGGUUUCAACAUGCUCAAUUUGUUGAUCCACCGGAAGAACUUGACGUACCUGCAUCUCGACUACAACUUCAACCUGAAGCCCGUCAAGACCCUGACCACCAAGGAGCGAAAGAAGUCCCGUUUCGGAAACGCCUUCCACCUGAUGAGAGAAAUCCUUCGCCUUACGAAACUGAUUGUCGACGCCCAGGUCCAGUAUCGUCUGGGUAACAUCGAUGCUUUCCAACUGGCUGAUGGUAUCCUUUAUGCUUUCAACCACGUCGGACAGUUGACGGGUAUGUACCGUUACAAGUACAAGCUGAUGCACCAGAUUCGAUCCUGCAAGGACCUGAAGCAUCUGAUUUACUAUCGGUUCAACUCAGGGCCAGUCGGCAAGGGUCCUGGCUGUGGUUUCUGGGCUCCUGCUUGGCGUGUCUGGCUGUUCUUCAUGCGCGGUAUCAUCCCUCUGCUUGAGAGAUGGCUUGGGAACUUGCUGUCUCGUCAGUUCGAGGGUCGCCACAGCAAGGGUGUUGCAAAGACAGUUACUAAGCAGCGUGUUGAAUCUCACUUCGAUCUCGAACUUCGUGCGUCCGUCAUGGCCGAUCUCAUGGAUAUGAUGCCGGAGGGUAUCAAGCAGAAUAAGGUCAACACUGUCCUGCAGCAUCUCUCGGAAGCAUGGAGAUGCUGGAAGAGUAACAUUCCGUGGAAGGUUCCUGGUCUCCCUGCUCCGAUUGAAAAUAUCAUUCUUCGUUACGUCAAGAGCAAAGCCGACUGGUGGAUUUCUGUUGCCCAUUACAACCGUGAGAGAAUUCGCCGCGGUGCUACGGUGGACAAGACUGUGGCGAAGAAAAACCUUGGUCGGCUCACUCGUCUGUGGCUGAAGGCCGAGCAAGAAAGACAACACAAUUACCUGAAGGAUGGUCCUUAUGUGUCGUCGGAAGAAGCUGUGGCCAUUUACACGACCAUGGUGCAUUGGCUCGAGUCCCGCAAGUUCUCGCCGAUUCCUUUCCCCAGUGUCUCUUACAAGCAUGACACCAAGAUCCUGAUCCUUGCUCUGGAGCGGUUGCGCGAAGCCUACUCUGUCAAGGGCCGGCUAAACCAGAGCCAGCGUGAGGAGCUGGCACUCAUCGAACAAGCGUAUGAUUCUCCUGGUACGACGCUGGCCCGGAUCAAGCGAUUCCUCUUGACUCAGCGUGCGUUCAAGGAAGUUGGCAUCGAUAUGAAUGACAAUUACAGCAACAUCAACCCCGUCUAUGAUGUUGAGCCUAUUGAGAAGAUUACCGAUGCAUACCUCGACCAGUACCUUUGGUACCAGGCAGAGCAGCGUCACCUUUUCCCCGCUUGGAUCAAACCAUCGGAUUCUGAGGUUCCUCCCCUGCUGACGUAUAAGUGGGCGCAAGGAAUCAACAACCUGUCUAAUGUCUGGGAAACGGCUGAUGGCGAGACGAACGUGAUGAUUGAGACUGAACUGUCGAAGGUUUAUGAGAAGAUCGAUCUGACCCUCCUGAACCGGUUACUGCGGUUGAUCAUGGAUCACAAUUUGGCGGACUAUAUCACUUCCAAGAACAACGUCCAGCUUAGUUACAAGGAUAUGAACCAUACAAACAGCUAUGGCUUGAUCCGAGGUCUUCAAUUCUCCGGCUUUGUCUUCCAAUAUUAUGGACUGAUGAUCGAUCUGCUGCUUCUUGGCCUUCAGAGAGCCAGUGAGAUGGCUGGUCCUCCUCAGAGCCCCAACGACUUCCUGCAAUUCAGAGACCGUGCCACGGAGACAAGACACCCCAUCCGGUUGUACACCCGCUAUGUCGACAAGAUCUGGGUGUUCUUCCGUUUCUCUGCCGAUGAGUCCCGGGAUCUUAUCCAGCGCUUCUUGACUGAGAAUCCCGACCCCAAUUUUGAAAAUGUGAUUGGUUAUAGAAACAAGAAAUGCUGGCCUCGUGAUUGCCGUAUGCGCUUGAUGCGACAUGAUGUCAAUCUUGGCAGGGCUGUGUUCUGGGACUUGAAGAACCGACUGCCGCGAUCUAUAACGACCAUUGAAUGGGAUGAUACUUUCGCCAGUGUGUACAGCAAGGACAACCCCAAUCUGCUGUUCUCUAUGAGUGGAUUUGAAGUUCGGAUCCUUCCCAAGUGCCGCAACCAGAAUGAGGAAUUCUCGGUCAAGGACAGUGUCUGGUCUUUGGUUGAUAACAGCACUAAGGAACGCACUGCCCAUGCUUUCCUUCAGGUCACGGAAGAGGACAUCCAGAAAUUCAACAACCGUAUCCGACAGAUCUUGAUGUCGUCUGGUUCGACUACGUUCACGAAGAUCGCCAACAAGUGGAACACUGCUUUGAUUGCUCUGUUCACCUACUACCGUGAAGCUGCCGUGUCCACGGUCAACCUUUUGGACACUAUUGUCAAAUGUGAGACUAAGAUCCAGACGCGUGUCAAGAUCGGUUUGAACUCCAAAAUGCCUUCGCGUUUCCCACCAGCUGUCUUCUACACCCCUAAGGAACUGGGAGGUCUGGGUAUGAUUUCUGGAUCCCACAUCCUCAUUCCAGCCAGCGAUAAGCGGUGGUCGAAGCAAACAGACACAGGUAUCACCCACUUCCGCGCGGGUAUGUCACAUGACGAGGAAACCCUCAUCCCCAACAUCUUCCGGUACAUCAUCCCUUGGGAGGCUGAGUUCAUCGACUCGCAACGAGUGUGGAUGGAAUACUCCCAGAAGCGAAUGGAAGCCCAGCAGCAGAACCGCCGUUUGACCUUGGAGGACCUGGAGGACAGCUGGGAUCGUGGUCUCCCUCGAAUCAACACCCUCUUCCAGAAGGAUCGCAGCACCCUCAGUUUCGACAAGGGAUUCCGUCUUCGGGCAGAAUUCAAGCAAUACCAGCUGAUGAAGAGCAAUCCGUUCUGGUGGACCAGCCAGCGUCAUGAUGGAAAGCUGUGGAAUCUCAACGCUUAUCGUACCGACGUUAUCCAGGCUCUUGGUGGUGUCGAAACUAUCCUGGAACAUACUCUGUUCAAGGCAACUGCGUUCCCAUCUUGGGAAGGUCUAUUCUGGGAAAGGGCUAGCGGCUUCGAAGAAUCUAUGAAAUUUAAGAAGCUUACGAACGCUCAAAGAUCCGGUCUGAAUCAAAUUCCCAACCGUCGGUUCACUCUGUGGUGGUCUCCAACCAUCAACCGUGCCAACGUGUACGUUGGUUUCCAGGUCCAGCUGGAUCUUACUGGUAUCUUCUUGCACGGAAAGAUCCCUACCUUGAAGAUUUCCCUGAUCCAGAUCUUCCGUGCCCACUUGUGGCAGAAGAUUCACGAGUCUGUGGUCAUGGACUUGUGCCAAGUCUUUGACCAGGAGCUUGAGCAGCUUGGUAUCGAAGCCGUCCAGAAGGAAACCAUCCACCCGCGUAAGUCAUACAAGAUGAACAGCUCGUGUGCCGAUAUCCUGCUUUUCGCUACGAACAAGUGGAAUGUCACUCGCCCUUCGUUGCUGUUUGAUACGAAGGAUGUAUACGAGCCUACCACGACGAACAAGUUCUGGCUCGACGUCCAGCUGAGGUACGGUGAUUACGACUCUCACGACAUCGAAAGAUACGUUCGCGCCAAGUACCUGGACUACACGACAGACAGCAUGAGCAUCUACCCUUCGGCCACUGGUUUGAUGAUUGGCAUCGAUCUUGCGUACAAUCUCUACUCGGCUUAUGGCCAGUACUUCCCUGGGUUGAAGACGCUUAUUCAGCAAGCGAUGGCCAAGAUCAUGAAGGCCAACCCUGCCCUGUAUGUCUUGCGUGAACGUAUUCGGAAGGGUCUGCAGCUGUAUGCUUCAGAAAGCAACCAGGAGUUCCUCAACUCUCAGAACUACUCGGAGCUCUUCAGCCCUCAAAUCCAACUGUUCAUCGACGAUACGAACGUCUACCGUGUCACCAUCCACAAGACCUUCGAAGGUAACCUGACGACGAAGCCCAUCAACGGUGCCAUCUUCAUCUUCAAUCCCAGAACCGGACAGCUCUUCCUUAAGAUUAUCCACACCAGCGUCUGGGCUGGGCAGAAGCGAUUGGGUCAGCUUGCCAAAUGGAAGACUGCGGAAGAAGUGGCGGCGCUUAUCCGGUCCUUGCCUGUGGAAGAGCAACCGAAGCAGCUCAUUGUUACUCGGAAGGGUCUUCUGGAUCCCCUGGAAGUCCAUCUCCUUGACUUCCCUAACAUUUCCAUCCGCGCCUCGGAACUCCAGCUGCCUUUCCAGGCUGCCAUGAAGGUCGAGAAGCUUGCAGACAUGAUUCUUCGGGCGACCGAACCGCAGAUGGUCCUCUUUAACCUUUACGAUGAGUGGCUGAAGUCCAUCUCGCCUUACACUGCGUUCUCUCGCUUGAUCCUUAUUCUCCGUGCUCUUCAUGUCAACAUCGACAAGGCCAAGAUCAUCCUUCGCCCAGACAAGACCGUCAUUACGCAGGAGCAUCAUAUCUGGCCUUCGUUGUCGGAUGAGGACUGGAUCAAGGUUGAAGUCCAGCUGCGUGAUCUAAUUCUCAACGACUACGGCAAGAAGAACAACGUCAAUGUCCAGAGCUUGACCAGUAGCGAAGUCCGGGACAUCAUUCUGGGUAUGGAAAUCAGCGCGCCAUCUCUGCAGCGACAGCAGGCGGCCGAGAUCGAAAAGCAGCAGGAAGAGCAGAAGCAGCUUACUGCUGUGACUACGAAGACGCAGAACGUCCGUGGCGAGGAUAUCAUUGUUACGACCACUUCUCAGUACGAACAGCAGUCAUUCGCAUCCAAGACGGAAUGGCGCACCCGCGCUAUCGCGACGUCCAACCUGCGUACGAGGGCCAACAAUAUCUACAUCAACUCGGACGAGAUUCGCGACGAGGGUUACACGUACGUGAUGCCCAAGAACAUUCUGAAGCGCUUCAUCACGAUCGCGGAUCUCCGCGUCCAGGUUGCCGGAUACCUGUACGGUAGCUCCCCUGCCGAUAACGACCAGGUUAAGGAGAUCCGCACUAUCGUCAUGAUUCCCCAGGUUGGCAGUACGCGCGAAGUUCAGCUGCCCCACCAGCUGCCACAGCAUGAUUACCUGAACAACCUUGAGCCCCUGGGUGUGAUCCACACCAUUUCGGGCAAUGAGCCACCGUACAUGACGGCGAUGGACGUCACCCAGCACGCGCGUCUCAUGAACGAACAUUCGUCGUGGGACAAGAAGACUGUCACCAUGACUGUGUCGUUCACUCCAGGAUCUGUGUCUCUGGCGGCCUGGGGCCUUACUCCCCAAGGAUACAAGUGGGGAGCGGAGAACAAGGACACCACAUCGGACCAACCGCAGGGAUUUUCAACUAGCAUGGGCGAGAAGUGUCAGCUGCUGCUUAGUGAUCGGAUCCGCGGGUACUUCCUGGUACCUGAGGAUAAUGUGUGGAACUAUAGUUUCAUGGGUAGCUCCUUUGGCAGUGUUGAGAAACGGCCAGUCUAUGUCAAGAUCGACACUCCCCUGAGAUUCUACGACGAUCAGCACCGGCCGCUCCACUUCCAGAACUUUGCGGAGCUUGAAGACAUUUGGGUUGACCGGACCGAUAACUUUGCAUGA
Aspergillus terreus NIH2624 is the source of this 7065-nucleotide messenger RNA. It is a transcript of the gene prp8, whose product is annotated as U4/U6-U5 snRNP complex subunit PRP8. Gene Ontology annotation, biological process: spliceosomal tri-snRNP complex assembly; mRNA splicing, via spliceosome. The coding region runs from base 1 to 7065 and encodes 2354 amino acids. Gene Ontology annotation, cellular component: catalytic step 2 spliceosome; U5 snRNP. The transcript has a single exon. Lineage: Eukaryota; Fungi; Ascomycota; Eurotiomycetes; Eurotiales; Aspergillaceae. The record is from RefSeq and is a predicted model, not a curated record. Gene Ontology annotation, molecular function: pre-mRNA intronic binding; U6 snRNA binding; U1 snRNA binding.